Messenger RNA from Talaromyces stipitatus ATCC 10500, 2220 nucleotides. RefSeq lists its product as uncharacterized. Bases 1 to 2220 code for a protein of 739 amino acids. The record is from RefSeq and is a predicted model, not a curated record. The transcript is spliced from 6 exons. NCBI's taxonomy places the organism in Eukaryota, Fungi, Ascomycota, Eurotiomycetes, Eurotiales, Trichocomaceae.
AUGCCCUGGCGACGAUCCCCUCUGUGGCUUCUGAUCCAGGUAGUCCUUCAACUAAUUAGCCAAAGACUUCGUGCGAAAUUAUGGGUAACGGAAGAUUUUUAUAAGCACUUCAUGGUAUAUUACAUGAGUAUGAUUCUCAAGGACUACAUUAUGACGGCUAAAAUCGCUCAUCGACCGCGGAAGCUUGACCUGGCCGAUGCUCCUGCCUGGUUCCCAGCUGUUCAAGAUACCCUUAAAAGUGCCAAUAACGCCAUCCAACGAGCUUGGAACAAUAUUAUGUUCCAAAACAGGCUCAAAAUUGAUCUGCACCGCUUGAAAAGUAUUGAUAAACUCCAUCCGACGCUAAAAGAGUAUAACGCCUGUAUCUCGAUGAACAUAUUUGAAUCCCUAGUGUUGCCCCAUCAAUCACAGAUGGAUCGACUGGCCCAGGCAGAGGUUUAUAUGAAACAACGUCAAUCUCGCGUACGAUAUUACGGGUCCGGCAUUUUCAAUGAUAUCGGCACCUCCUCUUAUUUUCCAGUUAGGUUCUUUAAACAGUCCCAGGAACAUCAGAACUUACUGGCAGCAGUCGAAGAGCGCGCCAGACGCGAAAGAGUAGCAAAACAUUUAGAGCUUGAGCGCAAGCAACAGGAGUACCAUGAUUUAUAUGCUCUAUUCAGUGGGAUGGGAUGCACAUACAAUGAUUAUAUUAUUGAUAUGCAUUUUAAUAUUCAUGAGUCUCGCCACAGCCCCUCAUGUAGAAAGUGUGUCUAUGAGAAGCAGGCGGAGUCGAUCAGCAUUGAGGUUCACGAAUGGUCUUUGUCCUCCAACCAUCUCCACGCAAAAUCCACCGUAUUUGAGUUGAAUAAACCUCCACCGUUCGCCUGUGGCCUUUCACCCUUUUUUACGCCCAUCAAAGGUGCUCGAAGAAUUAACCUGCUGUUACAGAAUAAACCUCACCUUGGGACACAUAGGCGAGACAGGAAGAUCAUCAAUGUUACUAGAAAUAAUGUGUGUCUUGACAAUAGAAUGCAUUUCCAGUAUUACGAUGAGACGGCCUGUUGUUUCGUCGUGGAUUUUCAAACUACGAAUGAGAUGACCGUAAUUCCGUGCACCUAUCAGUUACCCCAAUUAAGCUCAUUGCUACAGCAGUUUCUACUCCAACCGGCAAAUAGAAGUGAUGGACCACCACCCAAUACAGUCAUCGCUUCGCUGCAUGCCUACCCAGAAGAUAUGAAACUCGAAGAGUACAGGGCACUGUGUAUGAUGCCACUUGGUAUUCAUAUACAAUGGAAAUAUAUCUUACGCCAGUUAGCCAUACCAUCCGUCAUUUUUAAAAAGGUACAAACUUGCAUCUUCCUUCUACAGAUUAUCAAUCAGGCUGGCCCGACUGGGGGUUCUAUUUUGAGAACUGGACAUACCAUUCUCAAAGAUGAUCGAUUUGUCGCCGCACUGCUGGCCGAAAUCAAAAAUUCAGCAGAUCGAAUCAAAGAGAACUGGGAGUCUGUUGCCAUUGUAAGAGAGAAGGCAGAUAAUACAACUGAACAGCAGCAUCGAACCAAUUUGAUGGCUCAGAGUGUUCAUGUAGCAUUAAUUCGUGUAUGUAUGUUUGACGCGGAGAGGCCUUCUCUUGCUUAUCGCGGAUACCUAGAAUUUCGCCCUGCCAAAGAACCCUGGUGGCUGUCUGACUCGCACUGGAAAUUGAAGAGAUGUACACAACGUGGUUGGUGUCUUGUGAAAGAUGGCAUCAUGUUGGUCAGCUUGAGAAGCGAAACAGCGAAAUUGAUAUCUACAAUCUUAAAUCCGAUUGAAAGGGCCUCCAAAUUGCACUGCAAGCUCGACGUUUUGUCUUCCGUAUUAGAAAUUGAGAUUCCCUAUCUAAGGAUUGGAUUCACCCUUCAAUUGGGACACUCUUCCAUUCGAUCUCACCAGUACCCCGAUAUGGUGAUUGAUGCUGACCAGUCACUAGAGACUCUUGUUGGCCUACGCAACAAACUCAUUAUGCUCCAGGUGAAUAGCCAUGCUCGUGUAGUUCUUGUUCCAGAGGGCAACGUGAUAUGGAAAAAGAAAUCAGAUCAUGUUGCGGUCGAGAUCGGCUGGCAAGCUGUCGCUAAUCUCCAUGCAUAUUCUGUGGAUAGCCAACUAGGUCGUCUGGUCGACAACGGAAGUCUGCAAAGCAAGCUGUUGUUGUGUUACUUCUUUCUGUGUUCCCGACGGCCUCACUUAGAAAAUGGGAACUGA